Molecule: messenger RNA, 2160 nt
Organism: Oncorhynchus keta (chum salmon)
Lineage: Eukaryota; Metazoa; Chordata; Actinopteri; Salmoniformes; Salmonidae
Product: fascin-2-like
Exons: 5
Coding region: 220-1713 (497 amino acids)
Biological process (GO): actin filament bundle assembly; cell migration; establishment or maintenance of cell polarity
Cellular component (GO): actin cytoskeleton; cytoplasm
Molecular function (GO): protein-macromolecule adaptor activity; actin filament binding
Source: RefSeq, a predicted model, not a curated record
UUUAAUCCUGGCUGAUUAGGUAACAGAGAGCAAGUGCCUGUGCAAACCCUCUGGGGGAAGAGAGAGAGGAAGUCAAGCAUUUAGACAGAAGGAGGUUGUUAAAGCAGGGAAAUUUUGCGCCUGGAGAGAAGAGAAAGGGGAACACUUCCCCCUCUACCCUCCCCCUCGUUCAUCCUAGCUUUCCACUCCAGACCUCUGUGUGUGUGUGUGUGUGUGUCUAUGGACAACGGAUCGACGAUGCCCACGAACGGAAUUAACAACGCCUUGAAGCUGCAGUUUGGCCUCAUCAACCACGAGAGCCGUUACCUAACGGCCGAGGCCUUCGGCUUCAAGGUGAACGCCUCGGCCUCCAGCAUGAAGAAGAAGCAGAUCUGGACUCUGGAGCAAGAGGACCAGGACACCCAGGUAGUGUUCCUUCGCAGCCACCUGGGCCGUUACCUGGCUUCCGAUAAGGAUGGUAAGGUGAGCUGCGGGGCAGAGCAGCCCGACUCGCCCGACUGCCGCUUCCUGAUCGUGGCCCAGUCGGACGGCCGCUGGGCGCUGCAGUCGGAGACAUACCUGCGCUUCUUCGGAGGCUCGGCUGACUACCUGUCCUGCUUCGCCCAGGCCAUCGGGGAGCCCGAGCUGUGGGCCGUCCACCUGGCCCUCCAUCCGCAAUCUAGCCUGCUCAGCGUGGCGCGCAAACGCUACGCCCACCUGUUUGCCCGGGAAGGAGAGAUCUCGGUGGACAGCAACAUCCCCUGGGGCUCGGACUCCCUGGUCACCCUGGUAUACCUGGAAGGAAAGUACUUCCUGAAGACGUGCGACAGCCGCUUCCUCAGCAACGACGGGAAGCUGGUCAAAGAGAACACCCCCACCACCAGCUUCACCCUGGAGCUCAAGUCAGGCAAGCUGGCCUUCAAGGACUGCGAUGGGAAGUACCUGACACCCAUGGGCCCGACCGGCACGCUGCGCUCAGGCCGGUGCUCCAAGCCUGGCAAGGAUGAGCUGUUUGAUCUAGAGGAGAGCCACCCACAAGUCAUUUUCCAGGCAGCCAACAAAAGAUUUGUCUCCGUCAAACAAGGUGUGAGCAUCUCAGCCAACCAGGAUGUGGAGACAGACAUGGAGACCUUCCAGAUGGAGAUUGAUAAGGAGAGCAAGAAGUGCAUGUUUAGGACCAACGGCGGUAACUACUGGACACUGGUCUCCCACGGAGGGAUCCAGUCCACAGCCACGGAGGUGGAGGCCAACACAAUGUUUGACAUUGAAUGGCUCGGUCGUAGUGUAGCACUGAAGGCAAGCAAUGGGAAGUACGUGUGCACCAAAAAGAAUGGGCAGCUUUCAGCCGUCAGCGAUUCCGUAGGUGAUGAUGAGCUCUUCCUGAUGAAGCUCAUUAAUCGGCCCAUGUUGAUCCUGCGAGGGGAGAACGGUUUUGUGUGUCAUCACAAGAGCUCCAACACGCUGGAUGCCAACCGAUCCGUCUAUGACAUCUUCUUACUGCUUUUCAGCGAUGGCGCCUACCACAUAAAAAGCGUAGGUGGAAAGUUCUGGUAUGUCUCCAGCAGCGGCCUGGUGUGCUCAGACGGAGACAAGCCUGAGGACUUCUUCCUGGAGUUCCUGGAGCACGGGCGGGUGGGCAUCAAGGGCAAGAACGGCAAGUACCUGCGCGGGGACAGCGGCACGCUGAAGGGCGAUGCUGCUACCGUGGACCCCUCCUGUCUCUGGGAGUACUAACCUGGCGCGACCUCCUGACGACCCCUGAAGCCCGUGGAGGGGUGGAGGGAGAAGGAGAGAGGGAGGACCUGGUUCCCACCUGGGUUCACAGCUCAACCAACAACGAUACAUUACACAGACUGACUGGGGAACAUUUUCACUACUCUCUUUUCUACUUUAGCGGCAAAGGAGAGGCCGUUCCCACUUCUUUGUUUUGGCAAAAAGUGAAAAUGUGUAGAAAGUUUCUUUGUGUUUAUUUUAUUAUAUUUGAUUUGUUUUCCAAAAAAACAUUGGUUACCUAAAUAUAGUUUUUUUCCAAGUGACAUUGCCAACAUCAACAACAGCGAAUACUUAAUAAAAUCUGCUAAUUUUGGUCACUCACACAGCCUAUAAAAAAACAUUAGAUUCUGUAUAGCGGUCCUUAAAUUAUUAUCUGGAUGCCUGAAUAAAGGCAGCUUUUCACACCAA